AUGUCGUAUCCGCAAUCUCACUCUGGGCAGCGUGAGCGCCGGGCAUUUGAUUAUUACUUUCACCGGGCAGGGCCUGCGCUUGCCGGGGCCUUAGAUCUCAACUUUUGGAGCGGAUCCGUUCUGCAGAUCUGUCGGCUUGAGCCUGCAGUGUGGGAUGCAGUAAUUUCACUGAGUGCGCUAUAUGAGAGGCCGCCUAUUUGCGACUCCAACCCAUUAUCCCUGCUCAAUAAUCCAGCUAAUGUGCGCCAUGGUUAUCACGAAGAAGCUUUGGUAUGGUAUUCACGCUCCCUUGCAGCUUUACAGCGGCGAAUCAAUAGAGGCGUUGCCGAUCUCACCAUAUCGAUGAUCAGCUGUGUGCUUUUUAUUGCUAUUGAAUUAUUGCAGGGCAAUAAAUCAGCCGCAGUCAUCUUAUAUACGAAUGGUGCGCGAUUAUUGGCCAGUACCACAUGCAUGGCCUCUGUCACAGGCUCUGAGCUGUUGAUGACUACUAUCAUCCCAAUUUUUCGAAGAUUGGGGACCCAUUUUUUGAUCACGACAGAUGGUAAAUUGUCCGACGCCGUGCCUCUGGACCAGAUAAUCCAGAGAGAACCAUGUGCCACCAUCAAUGAGGCGAGGAAUAGACUUCUGGGCUUGGUUGCGGAAUGGAAAAAUCUUAACACCAAUAUCAAGUCCCAAUUCACAGCCUUCAACGCCGAAAUCCAUGACCUCGCUGCACUUUUAGUGCGACAGGAAGUUCUAGAACAGCGCCUAAAUUCCUGGUACGCGUCUUUUAUGACAUUGAUAUCGACACGGCAUAUAAAUCUCUACCCAGAUGCAAACGAUAUUGACGGCUUUACUUCUCUUCUCCUCAUGACGUACAUCAGCAUCUUGAUCGAAACAAAAGCAUCUCUCAUUACCGAUGAAAUGACCUACGAUGCGUACGAAUACCAAUUCACCCAGAUCCUGGAAUAUGCCCCUAAAGCUAUCAAUGAAACCCGCAACUUGGAUGGCAGCCAGCCAUACUUCAUGUUCGAAAUGGGCGUUUUUCUCCCGCUCUUCAUCACAGCCCUAAAAAGUCGAUUCCCUCAUUUGCGUCGCCAGGCCCUGAGGUUUCUGCAGGAAGCCCCGCCAGUACAGGGUCUAUGCAUGUGUUUGCCUGUCGUCCAGAUCAUUGCUAUAAUUAUUUCCCUGGAGGAAUCUUCGUUCUCAAUCUCCCCCGAGUCCGGAACUGUUGAUGACUGGUUAGCUAGACCAGGGCGUAUUCCUGCUGCACAGGAUCGCAUCCGGACUUUCAAUGUCGCCUCCGAAGUAAAUCUUCAAGGCCGAAUGGAGAAUAAAUUGAGAUACUCGGUUUAUGCUUCUUGUUCCAGUGGAGAGAAUCUACUUGUGGAAAAGGAGGUGUUAUUACCGGGAUGA
Molecule: messenger RNA, 1395 nt
Organism: Penicillium nucicola
Lineage: Eukaryota; Fungi; Ascomycota; Eurotiomycetes; Eurotiales; Aspergillaceae
Product: transcriptional regulator family TF
Exons: 1
Coding region: 1-1395 (464 amino acids)
Source: RefSeq, a predicted model, not a curated record